AUGGCUAACCGCACUGAUGCCAGUGCUAUAAAAAAUUUUGGAUCCAAUCCACAGUACUUAAUAUCAAAUAUAAUAAGAAGUAAAAUAUAUGAUAGCCCAUAUUGGAAGGAAAAAUGUUUUGCUCUGACAUCCGAAUCCAUCAUUGACCAAGCCAUAAAUUUAAAAUACGUAGGUGGUACCUACGGGGGUAAUAGAAAGCCUACACGUUUUUUAUGCUUAAUUUUAAAACUGUUACAAAUUCAACCCGAUAAAGAUAUAAUAUAUGAAUAUAUAAAAAAUGAAGACUUUGUAUAUUUAAGAGCACUAGGUAUAUUUUAUUUAAGAUUAAUAGGGAAGAGCUUAGAAGUAUAUAAUCAUUUAGAACCCAUAUUAUUUGAUUAUAGGAAAAUUAGAAUGAGAUUACAAAAUGGUACUUUUGAAAAAAUAUAUAUGGACGUAUUUGUUGAUAAUUGUUUAAUUUUAAAUAAUUUUCUAGAUGUGGAUUUUCCAACAUUGACCAAGAGACAAGUGUUAGAAGAAAAUAAUUUAUUACAAAGAAAAAAUUUGGAAUAUUACAAAGCUUUAUUAAACAUUUCUUCAGAUAAUGAACUAUUUAAGAAUAACGAGGAUACAACACAUAAUAAAAAUAAGGAGAUUAACAAAAAUAAGAAUGAAUAUAAACAAAGGGAUAUGUUAGAAAGACAUAAAAAAAUUAAUAAAUAUUCGUCGGAAGACGAUCAUAAUUAUUAUCAUAAAAAGGAAGGAAAUUAUGACAAGAACAAAAAACACAAUAAAAUAUAUAACCAUAAAUAUAAUAAUAAGUAUGAUGAUGAAGAAAGACGUCAUCAUUCUGAUUAUAGUAGUGAUAUGGAUAGAAAAAGUAGAAAGAAAGAAAAAAAAAGAACACAUUCGAAAUAUGAUCAUAAAAAAAAAAAAGAAAAAAGAAAUUACUCAUCCGAUAGUAAACAUUCUUUUACAAGUUCAGAAUAUAGUGUACAAAAUAAAAAAGAAGAACAUGAUAAAAAAAAAAAAAAGUUAUUCUUUUUAAAAAAACAAAAAAAAAAAAAUUAUCAUUCAAGUUCUCAAAGUAAUCAUAGCUAUGAUGAAAAUAAAAAGGAUGAAUUGUCUAUUGAUAAAUGGAAUGAAAUUAGGAAGGAGUUGGGUAUGAAACCUCUUAAAUAA
Messenger RNA from Plasmodium falciparum 3D7, 1161 nucleotides. It is a transcript of the gene PRP38A, whose product is annotated as PRP38 family protein. Gene Ontology annotation, cellular component: nucleus. The record is from RefSeq and is a predicted model, not a curated record. NCBI's taxonomy places the organism in Eukaryota, Apicomplexa, Aconoidasida, Haemosporida, Plasmodiidae. Gene Ontology annotation, biological process: mRNA splicing, via spliceosome.